Messenger RNA from Eurytemora carolleeae, 1154 nucleotides. RefSeq names its product very-long-chain (3R)-3-hydroxyacyl-CoA dehydratase hpo-8-like (gene Hacd1). Lineage: Eukaryota; Metazoa; Arthropoda; Copepoda; Calanoida; Temoridae. The coding region runs from base 27 to 680 and encodes 217 amino acids. Gene Ontology annotation, molecular function: 3-hydroxyacyl-CoA dehydratase activity. The transcript has a single exon. The record is from RefSeq and is a predicted model, not a curated record. Gene Ontology annotation, biological process: very long-chain fatty acid biosynthetic process; sphingolipid biosynthetic process; fatty acid elongation. Gene Ontology annotation, cellular component: endoplasmic reticulum membrane.
ACUUGGGGUAUUGCUGGUAGUGGAAAAUGUCAGGCGUGAAAUUCUAUUUGUUUUUUUACAACUCCCUUCAAUUCCUGGGUUGGAGUACCCUUCUUCUGCAAAUUAUUCUUCAUUUUCAAAAUGGCGGUACCACGGCAAAUCUCUACUCAAGCGUUCAUCUGACGUUACAGAUAUUUCAGACGGGAGCCGUGUUAGAGAUUCUACACGCAGCAACAGGGCUGGUCAGAUCAAGCGUUCAGGUCACUUUUCAGCAGGUGUUCUCCAGGGUUUACAUUACCUGGGCUAUUCUCUACCUCCUUCCUCCUGCUCGUCUCUCAGUAGGUGUUCUAAUGCUGCUGUUUGCUUGGACAAUCACUGAGAUGAUCAGAUACCUCAUGUAUGCUAUUCAACUUGUGACCACUCCACCCUACUUCUUGACCUGGCUUAGAUACACAUUCUUUAUCAUUGCUUAUCCUGUUGGAGUCACUGGAGAGCUUCUGUGCAGCUUUGCUGGUCUUCAGUAUGCAGCCAAGACUGGACUCUUCUCCUAUUCUCUUCCUAACAUGAUCAAUGCUACAUUCUCCUUCCCACUAGUAAUUGGUGGCAUUAUGCUUCUUUAUAUUCCACUAUUUCCUCCAAUGUAUCUUCAUAUGUUUUCACAGAGGAAAAAAGUUCUUGGGAUGUCAGAAAAACAAGAAUAAUGAUCAGUAAUAUACAUGAAUCUAUCUAAAAGUUAAACAUUGUUAUUUUUUUUAAGAAUAGUGUUCUUUAAUUGUUAAUUUACAUCUUUUUAAAUUUUGCUAAAUUUACAUAAGUUGCUAGAGUCCCGUUUAAAAAGUGGUUGUCAUCUUUGAUUUAUUUUGUUAUGCUUAUAGAACAGUUUUUGGAUAUGUUUUUGAAUCGGUGUUGGCACUUUUUAAAUGUUGGGUCACUUUAAAAUUACGUUGACAGUCCCUUUAACACUAAAUUUUCAAAUAUCUCCCUUUAAACUAAUUUUACAAAUGCCUAGUCAUGCUUAAAUUAUUAACUCUUAGAAAAUUCUCAGUUCUAAAAUUCAAAUGCUCAAUUUAUAUAUUUUGUGAAAUUAUAUGAAUUAUAUUCUCUGUAUUUAUAGAGUUCUUUUACCACCUGUUCUCAACAUCUGAACCUGUAAACAUUUGUUCUAAUAUUUCAGA